Hordeum vulgare subsp. vulgare (domesticated barley) is the source of this 1617-nucleotide messenger RNA. RefSeq lists its product as uncharacterized. The transcript has a single exon. NCBI's taxonomy places the organism in Eukaryota, Viridiplantae, Streptophyta, Magnoliopsida, Poales, Poaceae. Bases 187 to 987 code for a protein of 266 amino acids. The record is from RefSeq and is a predicted model, not a curated record.
ACCACAGUCCCGACGAUACAUAACCCGCGGUACCGCGUACUUCACCGUAUUCCACAUCAUCCUGAUCCCGCGCGUGAGAGGGGACCCACCGUCAGGCUCUUCGGCUUCUCUUUAACUCAAUCACGUCCAUGCACAACGUGUACGCCUCUUUCUCAACGGCCACAAACGACUUGGCCACCAGCUUGCAUGCAGCUAAUAACAAACCGAUGGAAGCUCCACCCGUACGCGAACGCGCUCGGCGUGUGCGCGCCCUGCCUCCGAGACCGCCUCCUCGUGCUCGCCGCCGACUGCAGCAGCAGCAGCAGCCGGGGCAGCUCUCCCACGCGCGUCGCCGCCGCCCCGGCGCAGCAGCACCGGCGCUCCGACGCCUGCGCGUACACGUCGUCCCGCCACAGCAACAGCCACCGCCCCGAGCUCCUCUUCUUCAGCACGCCGCAGGUCGGCCCCGUCACCCGCGCCGCGGACGACGCGCCCCGGGAGAGCGAGCGCAAGAAGUCCUUCCACCGGAGGCGGUCCUUCCUGGCGGCGCUCUUCGGGGGCGGGCGUCGCGGCGGGCGGGACGAGGAGAGCGAGGGCAAGAAGGACCCGCCCCGGCGGUCCACGUCGUGGCUGUCGGCCAUAGUCCGGCGCAAGCGGAGGCCGGACGCGCCGUCAUCGUCGCUGCCGCGGCCGGCGGACGAAGAGCCCGAGUCCCCAGGAGGCAGCACGAGCAGCAGCUGGUGGUUCCCGUCGCCCUCCCCGGCCAGGCACCACCAGCGGCGCAGCAAGCCCGGCGGAUCAGGCGCCAGCGGCGACGGGAUCUCGGGGUUCGCGGUGUGCCUGAGCCCGCUGGUCGGCCCCAGCUGGGGCGGUCCUCGGCGGCCGUACCAGCAGCCGGACCCGUCGACCCUGGGCGAGAGCCACCGGCGGCACCUGUCGGCCAGCAGCGCGGCGUCCUUCGGGCGCAACACCUCAAGGAAACUGGCCGACAUGGGCAGGUUCCGGUGACGCACCCGCCGCUCCGGCCGGCAAACCGCCUCCUCUUUUCCCCCGUCAGAAACAAAAAUCGUUAUCUUGUUGUCCUCCCGCAAAAUUUGACCUCUUGCUGAUGCCAUGCGCUGUCCCUACUCGGUGGAGGAGGAACUUCGACGAGGCCGCGCCGGAGAGCCGGCAAAUGGUGGGAGGAAGAGGAGAGGACUGAGACAGGUGGGCGAAUGCAAAAAAACAGCCACUCUAGCUGACGGAUGGGUCCCCUCUAAUGCACGGGGCCGACGUGAAAUACGGGGAAGUACGCGGUACGUACGGGUCGUGUAUUGCCGGGACUGAGGUUUCAACCUUAGGGACUGUAUUGACAACGUAUUUUCGUAUACCGGACCGUGUUGAAGCACUUCGUAAGUACAAGGACUAAAUUGGACAGUGCCAGCAAGUACCAUGACUAAACGUGUAAUUAUUAUGAUCUUUCAAAGAAAAACGUGCAAUUAUCUCAGGGAGCGUCCCAGUGAUACCCGGGAGUGCCCAUGCUACACAAACUUGGUAAUGCCCAUGAGAUUUUUCGCAAAGGUUUUGUUGUAUGUUCUACUGUAUAAUUGUACUCCCUCCGUCUCAAAAUAAGUGACUCAAAAGUAAAUCAACUUUACA